GCCCCGAUCCCGGUCACCGCCCCCCGCGUUCGCGCCGCGAGCUCGGGACUCACCCUCGGGGCGAUUCGGUGGCGGCCCGUGCACCCCUCGGCAGGACGGCCAUGGGCUCUCCCACCGCCACCCCGCAGCUGCUGUACCGCAGCACCCGCCUGCUGCGCACGGCCUUUCAGCACCUCCACCAGCAGCAGCAGCGAGCCGACGUCUUCUGCGAUGUGGUCCUGUGGGCUGAAGGUGAGGCAGUGGUGGCCCACUGCAGUGUUCUCUCCGUCUGCAGCCCCUUCUUCAUGGAGCAACUGGGCCGGGAGCUGCCCCCCCAGGGUUGCAGGGUGGUGCUGGAGCUGGCAGGGCUGAAGAUUGGGGUGCUGCGCAAGCUGGUGCGCUUCUUCUACACUGCCGAGCUGGAGGUCACUCAGGAGGAGGUGCACGAGGUGCUGGCAGCUGCCCGCCGCCUCCGUGUCACUGAGCUCGAGUCACUGCAGCUCUGGGGAGGACGUCUGGUGAGACUGGGACCCCAGCGGCAGCUCGACCGCUCCUGCCUGCAUUCCACUCAGGAAGUCCCCCCCGUGGUGGCACCUGACACAGCUGAGCCUGGCAGUGCCAGCUCUGGGGUGUCCCCCCAGAGGCAGCCACACUCUGUGGAGCACGCACACCCCAGCCCCAUCGGGCGGAUGAGGCUGCGGAAGGUGGAGCGCUGGGGGUGCUGGGAGGUGGUGCGGGAGGUGCAGCCCCCCGCCAUGCCUCCACCAGUGCUGGUGGGGGAUGUGGGAGUGACAGAAGCACAGCCACCCCCGGAUGAGGAUGCACAGGAGCAGGUGAGCGAGUGCUCCCCACCCCAGCAGCCCCCCAGUGCAAACGGGAUGCAGCAGGGUGGGGACUCCCCUGUGUCCCCGCAGGGCUCCCAGCAGGCAGCACCCCCAGGGACCCUGGGAAGUGACAGCAAGGAGGAGGAGGAGGUGGAUGUGGGGACAGGGGAGCUGUUACUGCUCCCUGGCACAGUCUGCCUCUGGCCCAGUCCCUCAUCUGAGUCAGAAGAGGAGGUAGAUGUCCUCACCUAGGUGGGGCUGGCUCUGCCUCUCCCCCCACCAGUGCCUGCACCCCUUGGGCUGUGUGUCGUUGGAAUAAAGGGCUGGAGCUGUGCUGUGGA
This is a messenger RNA of Serinus canaria (Common canary), 1144 nucleotides long. RefSeq names its product BTB domain containing 18 (gene BTBD18). The record is from RefSeq and is a predicted model, not a curated record. Lineage: Eukaryota; Metazoa; Chordata; Aves; Passeriformes; Fringillidae. Gene Ontology annotation, biological process: positive regulation of transcription elongation by RNA polymerase II. Gene Ontology annotation, molecular function: protein binding. The transcript has 3 exons. Bases 102 to 1055 code for a protein of 317 amino acids.